GGCAGCGGGUGACGCUCAGGGCUGGGUCCGGCGGGGGGCGGCAGCAGGUGUGUGGGCGUGGCCGGGAAUCACAUGGACGCGAGGCGCAAAUCGGAUUGGCCGUGCCAUGCCGGCCGCAGCCAAUAGGAGAGUGGAGCGGCUGCAGGUCGCGCGGUGGGAUGGAGGUGGAUGAGGCGCUGCUGCCGCCGCUGCGGGAGCUGGGGGUCCCUGAGGCGGCGGCGCGCCGGGCGCUGGCCCUGACCGGGAAUGUGUCCGCGGAGGCGGCGGCGCAGCUCUACUUCGGCGGCCUGGAGACGCAGGAGCAGGUGGAUGGCGGCGGCUGCUACAAGAUGGUGUUUGUGGUGAACACGGAGCUCGCCAUGGGCGUCGGGAAGAUAGCAGCCCAGGUCGGACACGCAGCUGUUGGCCUGUACCAGUUAAUACAAGAAAAAUCCACUGGGAGGGAGAUGAUCUGUCAGUGGGAUGAAUAUGGUGCGAAGAAGGUUGUAGUUCAAGGAUCAAACACUGCCCACCUCAUGGAUCUGCAAGCAUUGGCUUUGAGCCUGGAGCUGCCAACAUACCUGGUGCAGGAUGCAGGGAGAACACAGGUUCCAACUGGAUCAUACACUGUCCUUGCCAUUAUCGGAGAAGAAGAAAUAGUGAAUCAGGUGACUGGGAAGCUGAGGCUGUUGAACUGAGAGCAGCACCAAAGCCUAUUAUUUCGUGCUGUACCUGACUACACGCUGUGGAAUUUGAAAGCAACCUAUGUGCAAUGUGGAGAAAGAAGCACCUGUUAACAGUAUCUCAGGUCCUUCAGAGAGUCAUGGGAACCAGACAGCUACUCUCCUUUCUACCUGCUGAAGCUGCAGGGGAGCAUGGUGCUAGGGUGAGGAGGCAGCUCUCUUCCUUUCAUUUGAGGGAGUCUGUCUUGCUAGACCAGGACUGUGAGAGGUAGUAUUGCUGAUCUACUGCAGGUGGAUUAGAGAGACUGCUGCACAUUUCUACCUCUAGCUUCCCUAGAAAUUGUCUUGGAAAAACAAGGCUUGUAUUUUCUGAAACGUGCUUAUGAACAAGAUGAAAUUCUGACAGACACCUUGCCUUUCCUUGAAGUCUCUGUGGUGAGCUUGUGGCUCUGUUAAUUCAUUGUGGCUUUUUAUUUUUGUGGGGGGAGAUGUAUGUCCUUUAAUCUCUUGCAUAAAAAUGGGUUUCAAAUAUUGGAUGAUUAAAUGACUAAGAACAUACACAGUUGUAUUAGGUAGGUUUAUGGGGGUCAGCUAGAUAUGAAGGGAGAAUAAACCCUCCUGUUUCAGAGCUGGGAAGAAAUUUCCAUUAUGGGCAGGUUAUUCCAUAAUUGCCUUCUACAGGAAUUUCUUGCACUUGUGUAUCUGAGACUAGCCAUUGUCAGAGAGAGGAUAUAGGAUUAAAUAAACCCUUGGUUUGGCAAUUCC
Messenger RNA from Mauremys mutica (yellowpond turtle), 1427 nucleotides. RefSeq names its product probable peptidyl-tRNA hydrolase 2. Gene Ontology annotation, molecular function: protein binding; peptidyl-tRNA hydrolase activity. Lineage: Eukaryota; Metazoa; Chordata; Testudines; Geoemydidae. Gene Ontology annotation, cellular component: mitochondrion; cytosol. The transcript is spliced from 7 exons. The coding region runs from base 159 to 677 and encodes 172 amino acids. The record is from RefSeq and is a predicted model, not a curated record.